Molecule: messenger RNA, 2388 nt
Organism: Plasmodium adleri (nom. inval.)
Lineage: Eukaryota; Apicomplexa; Aconoidasida; Haemosporida; Plasmodiidae
Product: 6-cysteine protein
Exons: 1
Coding region: 1-2388 (795 amino acids)
Source: RefSeq, a predicted model, not a curated record
AUGUUUGCGUUAAAAAUAAGCAUUUGUAUACUUUUAUCACUUGUUUCUUUUUUGUUACAAUGUAAGAAUACGCUUGCUAAUGUAACUUCUGAACAAAAGGUAGAGACACAAUUGAGUUAUAGUAAGAAUGACGAUGUAGUAUAUGGACACAGAGAAUUUAAAGGAGCUGUUUAUGCAUUUUUAGGUUAUGAUAAUUGUACAAUACAAGUUCAUAAAACAGUUAAUGGAACUGAAUGGGAAAAAAAAAAUGAUGUAAAAACAAGUGGAACUAGUACUGGUACAGUGUAUUCAAUUUUUACUACUGAACAGAAGAUGAUAUUAAUUUUUAAAUGUGAUAAUAAAUUUUAUAUUACCCAAUGUGGAGAAGGAUUAGUAUGGUCAACACCAAAACUUAUAAACGUAUCUAAUCUUGUUGGUACAGAUACUAGCCCAGCUGUAUAUUCUGGUUCAUUACUAUCUAUGAAUAACGAUUUUGAAAAAUAUAUUUUGGUUUGUGAAAAUCAUAGUCAGAAUUAUAUAAAUGUACAAAAUGAAGAAUAUAUGAAGGAAAUACGUUUAUUAGGUAAAUGUUUAUUAUCUUUCGAUGAAGGAAAAACCUGGAGGAGUGAAUUAAUGGAUUUAUAUAGUGAUGAAGGUUAUACAAAAAUUAAUACUUUAAGAUUAUCUGAUUAUGGAGGUAAAAUACUUGUGAAAGGAACUAAUGCACAAAAUCUAGACAAAACAAUAAAAUCAAUAAUUCUUUUAUGUAGUAAUCUUCAUGAUUGGAAAUUAUUUUGUGCACUUCCAACCAUAAGAUUUAGUAAGGAUAUUUCAGUAGAAAAUAUGGCACAUUUUAAUACUUAUCAUUUAGCCAUUGUAAAAGAGCAAAAUAAAUUAAAACUUACCUUUACAUAUGAUUUAUUUGAAACAUUUGAUCCUCAAUAUUUGAACAUCGAAUUUGAGGGUGAUUCUCAUUAUUUUGUUUUAGCUAAUGAUCAAAUGGUAUAUUUAUUUUAUCGUGGAAGUGACAAAAAAAUUUAUGUUGUAAAAAUAAAAACACCACCAAGAAAAAUAGGUUGUGAGUUAACUACAGAUAAUACUGUAAAUAAAUUAUAUACAUAUACAUAUAAACAUAUAUUUAAUAAUAGCAUAAGUCCUAAAACAUGUAAAGUCCCAUCAUCCCAAUUAAAACAUUCGAGUGAUGGUUUAUAUAAAUUAUUUGAGGUAAGAUUACCAAAUGAUGUAAAAGUAACUGAUAAUUGUUUUAGAUAUUCUUUCUUGAGUGAUUUAAAUAGUAAAUAUCAUACUACUAUAAUAAAAACAAAAACUAUUAAAAAGUUAGAAAAUUAUAUAGAAGUGCAAUUUCAAUUCCCAACUUAUUAUACUAAAUUUUUAUAUAAUUAUAAAAGUGCCUAUUGUGUUCUAAGUAAUAAUUAUAGAAUUGUUGUAGAAUUUGAUUAUAUCCAUAAUCAUAUUGAUCUAGAUUUCCCUUUUGAAACAACGACUGUAAAUUUAUAUAGUAAUGAUAGUGUUAAACAUGCUUUUAGAAAUAAUACAGAUGAAUCACAUAAACAUAAUUUCCCAAAAGGUACUUAUAUGACAUCUUAUUUUAGUUAUGAAAAAGAAUAUAUUAUAUCUAAUUAUAUAGAAAAUAAUUUUCCCACUUCCUUUACUAUAUUAACACAAAGAAAAAUGAAUGCUAAUUUUAUUGCUGGUGGUGAAAAAUAUAUUUAUGAAGGUAUCGAUUUAGCUGAUUCUUCACCAAACUAUAAAUUAUCACUUAGUUCUGUUCCAGCUAGCCAAAAUGUUGAUAUCUUUGUAUCCAAAUUUGAUAAUAAUAAAACAUUAGGUUUUGUUUGUCCUGUUAAAAGUAGUUAUGACGGAUUAAAUUGUUUUGAUAAUGUUUAUAUUAAAAAUAAAACCCUUGUCAAGAUUGAAUACUUAUUUGGAGGAAAUGAUAUUUUUGUUGUUCCACAAAGAAGAAUAUAUAAACAGGAAGGUACAGCUAUGGAAUCUCUUUUAUAUUUAAAUGAAAACAAUGUAAAGAAAUUAAAAGAAGAUAAAAGUAUAAUACAUUUCUAUUGUGAAUGUAAUGUUAAUAAUAAACUAGUCAAAGUUAAUUAUUAUAUAUCUCCAUAUUAUGAUGAAAAUAGCAUAAAACAAGAAAUGAGCAAAAAAGAUGAAGAAAAACCUAUUAUUAAUAAAAGUAUACCAAAAAAUGAAAAUGAAAUUGUAGUCAAUAAUGAAAAGGUUGUUCCUUUAUCCAAUGAACCUGAAGAAAUUAUUCAACCAGUUGUUCAAGAAAAAUUAAGUACUAAUGAACCUUCAAAGGCUUAUAUAUAUGGAGCUAACCAUAUUUUUAUUGCAAUUAUAUCUAUAAUAUGGUUGUGUACCUCUUCUUUCAUAUAA